Strongylocentrotus purpuratus (purple sea urchin) is the source of this 1694-nucleotide messenger RNA. RefSeq names its product vesicle transport through interaction with t-SNAREs homolog 1B (gene vti1b). The record is from RefSeq and is a predicted model, not a curated record. NCBI's taxonomy places the organism in Eukaryota, Metazoa, Echinodermata, Echinoidea, Camarodonta, Strongylocentrotidae. Gene Ontology annotation, cellular component: late endosome membrane; SNARE complex; endoplasmic reticulum membrane. Gene Ontology annotation, molecular function: SNARE binding; SNAP receptor activity. The coding region runs from base 114 to 878 and encodes 254 amino acids. Gene Ontology annotation, biological process: intra-Golgi vesicle-mediated transport; macroautophagy; regulation of protein localization to plasma membrane. The transcript has 7 exons.
UGUCUAAUUAUGAUGUCCACGCACUGAGUACAUUACCUUUGCAUGAGAACUAUAUAAAACGCCCGGAUAGAGUCUAACCCCUUUAUUGGAGGUCACCUGAUUGUUGCACAUUGAUGUUCAUAAUAAAGUCUACUGUGCCUUUUACAAGUUUUAGGUUCCCGAGUCCAUAUUCUAGAGGAUUUGCACAUAAAACAUUCACCAUGUCUUCAGAGCAAUUCGAAAGGAUUGAAGAUGACUACCGAACUCUCUGUGACACAGUCAAGUACAAACUUGAAGCAAGAAUUCCAAAUUCAUCUGGUGAGGAAAGGAAAAAGCUAGUGCGUGAAGUUCUUAGAGAAACAGAGGAUCUCCUUGUGAUGGUUACAGGUCUUGAGAAUGAAGCCUCACCAGCCCCAGGAAGCUUUAGAACUCAACUCAUGGGUAAAGUGAGGUCAUACAGGAGAGAGGUAGAAAGACUACAAAAAGAUGCACAUCGAUUCGGCGGACAGACAAGUGGCAGAGAUGAACUUCUAUCAGGCGGGAUGUACAGUGCCAAGUCAGAUUUUGAGGCACACCAAGACACCCAGAAGAAUCGUGUGAUCGGAGGAAUAGAGAGUCUUAACCGAACUAGCCAGAGCCUUGACAGAACGCAGAGGAUAGCAGCGGAGACGGAUGAGAUAGGGGUUGGUAUCCUGGAUGAACUCGACGGGCAGAAGGAACAACUUAUUAGGACAAGAGAGCGGGUAGAAGAUAUAGAUGAUAAUCUAAGCAGAAGUAAAAGAAUACUUAACAGUAUGGCAAGAAGAGUCAUCACAAACAAACUCAUCUUAUCUGGAAUCAUCCUCGUGGAGCUUGCGAUCCUCGGUGUCGUCAUUUGGUGGAAGUUCUUCUCAAAAUAGCUCCACAACUCAUCAUCAAAGAACAAAAACAAUUUUAGAAAAUGGAAUAUAUAUUAAUAUAUAAACAUCAAGUACUGGUGAAGGACUUGAUAUGAUGAUUGGAGAGAGACAGAAUUCAUGGUUUUGGAAGAAACAAAGAUUCCACCGACAACUCUAGGACAAGCUGCCCUGAGGGUGAUAUUCUGCUCAUCUGUGUGAUCUCUUAUUCUUCAGGUUCUGAUCUAUGAUGAGUUAUUUGUGGCCACGAUCAUGUAAAUUUAUAUUUGUAUCCCGUUGUUUUAUAGUAUAUACCUCCUAGCACAAUGAAAAGGCUACACUCAAUGGAUGAAGAGUCAUCAUUUUUCAGGGGGGUGAAUAUUAUUUCUGUUCCGAGAUCGACCUUGUAAAGAGGAAGGGAGGGGAGAAAUUCACUAUUUUGAAAGCAAAAUAGAGUUAAAAAUAAGAAUCCUAAAUAAAAUAAUACAUAUAUAUUUUACAGGAGAAAUUCUAGCCACCUUUUUGACCUGAUCAAGCCCAGUUUUAUGAAUGUAUAUAUUUAAUUUGAACCUGUUGUACUGUUGUCUCGCAUGUAAAAAUCUAUUGGGCCUGGCCUGUUUACUUACAAUUACUUACAAUCAAAGGUGAAAAUAAGCUUUUUUUGCGAAAUUUAUGAGAAGCUGGAAAUCUUCAAAUUUGACCCAGUACCGUAUUGCUGAUGGGCUAAAACUCAAAUUUGGACCAAUUUGAAGGAGGUAAGUUUGAAAUUUAUAAAAAAAAAGUUAAAAUUUUGACAUAUAUAGUGCGUCCCAGAAAAAACAAAACCGAGAAUUGUCGAUG